AGGCCAUUUUGAGUUAUGCUGUUUUGUAACGAUGUUCUGGUGUUGGCAAAGGGUGGUAUAGUAUCUGGAUUCUCCCAUAACCUACCAAUCAACAGUGGACACUGUACCACAGCAUGUCAGGGCAAACUUUUUCCAAACAUUGACGUCCCAGGACACGACGUCGAGGUUCUGCCUUCAGCCUCUCCUGAACACUGUCAGAUAUUGUGCUCUGCUCAUCACCACUGCACCUUCUUUGCUUACGUCAGUUAUCAGUUCAAAUGUUACCUGAAGAAUAAUCCACAUGCAAUGAACCCCAGAUAUGUAGGAGGAAUCACAUCUGGGUUACCAACGCGCUUCUGUCAACUGGAUACCAACUGGCUGCAGCAGAAAUAUGUAGGAGUAGAUUUCCCAUUUGAUGACAUUCGCCAUUUUGUGGUGGGUGACGUUGAGAGGUGCCAGCGAACCUGUACUGACGAUCCUAACUGCCAGUACUACAGCUACAUCACUCACAGUCACCUCUGCUAUCACAAGAGAGUCAUCAUCUUACCUGCUCCUUCAAGAGUUAUCAAGUUGGCCAAUCUCGUGUCCGGCUUCUCCCUGAAGAACUGUCCCUAAAAACUGUAAUUACAUUGUUUGAACCCAACAAUAAACAUAAACAGCCAUGAUAAACACAUAUUCAAUGUAAUCCAUAAUCACUAUAAUCCAAUAAAUGAUUCAGCAGCAA
Molecule: messenger RNA, 703 nt
Organism: Epinephelus fuscoguttatus (brown-marbled grouper)
Lineage: Eukaryota; Metazoa; Chordata; Actinopteri; Perciformes; Serranidae
Product: coagulation factor XI-like
Exons: 5
Coding region: 16-594 (192 amino acids)
Biological process (GO): proteolysis
Cellular component (GO): extracellular region
Molecular function (GO): protein binding
Source: RefSeq, a predicted model, not a curated record